Cetraspora pellucida is the source of this 176-nucleotide messenger RNA. The record is from the annotation of a GenBank genome assembly. NCBI's taxonomy places the organism in Eukaryota, Fungi, Glomeromycota, Glomeromycetes, Diversisporales, Gigasporaceae.
AUGGAGAAAGAAAAGGCAUUUGAGCAUAUUUUGAAAUCUGCUGAGGUCCUUUCCAGUGGACUUUUCAUUGGUGUGUUUUCGCGUCCAUUGGCCAUUGGAUUUAUCGGUGCCUUUUUUGGUGGACUUUCCAGUCGAGUAUUGGCAGAUGCAUUUUGCAAGAACGCUACACUGACCAC